Pocillopora verrucosa is the source of this 3225-nucleotide messenger RNA. The record is from RefSeq and is a predicted model, not a curated record. Lineage: Eukaryota; Metazoa; Cnidaria; Anthozoa; Scleractinia; Pocilloporidae.
AUGGAGGGAUGGAAAUCACGGGUGCCGGAUGAUUACGGGAUUAUACACUAUAGAUCUUUAUCAGCUUGUAUGGUGUUCACCGGAGACCUAGCAAUAAAGAUAUCAAAGCAGGAUUCUUACGACUUUGCAAUGGAAUCCUUUGAAGCCUGUUUUCAUAAAUCCGUCAGGCCGCUGCUGAUAGUGUCUGCGUUUAUGAUUGUCUUCACCGCUGGUCUGUGUCGUAUUGGGGGUUUUAUCGGAUGUUCCUUCAUCAUGGAAAGGAACAUGGUAGACGACUACUACCUGGUUGGACACGUCUUCGCUAAUUUUUCAGCGGCAGGAGCGACGGAAUGCUAUAAAACAUGCCAAACAAACUGUCGGUGUAUUUCGUUCAACUUCCUAAAAAGUAUCAACCAGAACAAUUGCCAACUGAAUGAAGAAAACAGACAUACAAAGCCCGGUGCAUUAAAGCCAAUGAAUGGAUCUCAGUAUUACGAUCUUGUCACUGACUACAAAGUUACGACGGCAGGUUCAUCGUGUCCUUGUACCCAGUGCUCUAAUAAUUGUUGCAGAGAUCAGCCAUGUCUUAAUGGGGCAACAUGCCUGGAAAACUGUGAGGCGACCGGGAAAAGAUUUGUCUGCAACUGUGAUCCAGAGUUCACAGGCCAGUUGUGUCAAACCGUUGUUGAACGUUGCCUCGUUGCCCUCGGUAUGGAAACUAAAGGAAUCAGAGAAGGGCAAAUCAGUGCCUCUUCAGAAUACAGUGCUUCAAAUAUUGCUUCUUCCGGGAGACUACGGUUGCCAAGAACUUGGAUAUCUCAGGUCAAUGACAUCAAUCAAUGGCUUCAGAUCGAUCUGAUGACUAAUCUGUACGUUAGCGUGACACGUGUAGCAACACAGGGAAGAUAUGACUGGGACGAGUGGGUGAUUAAAUAUCAUCUGCUGUACAGCAGUGAUACAGUUAACUUUCAGUACUACAGAGACCAAGGACAAAGUGAAGACAAGGUUUUUUCUGGAAACUCCGAUCGUCACAGUGUAGUGCAACAUGACUUGAACCCAGUCAUUAAGCAACGUUACAUUCGUUUUCGACCUCUGACUUGGAAGGGAAGGAUUGCAAUGAGGGUAGAGCUGUAUGGCUGCCGUGAUUGUUUUGAAGCCCUCGGUAUGGAAAGUAACGCAAUUUCUGACGUUCAGAUAACUGGUUCUACAGAAGUUAAUAGUAAUUACGCCCCUCCACUCGGCAGACUACAUCUGCUGCCUGCAGUACGGGGAUUAUGUGGAGCUUGGGCCGCCGCCGGUGGUGAUACCAACCCUUGGCUACAGAUUGAUCUGAUUAAACAGAAUACUAAAGUUAACGGUAUAGCAACUCAAGGAAGGCAUGACGUAUCCCAUUGGGUGACAAAGUAUUCUUUGCUUUACAGUAACGAUUCACUUGCCUGGCUCUACUACAAAGAACAAGGAGUGAAAAAGGAUUUUACAGGGAACACUGACCGACUUACAGUGGUACCACAUGACUUGAACCCUCCAAUCACCACGCGAGUGAUUCGUUUUCAAGUUCUAACUUGGUACAGCUGGUAUGCGAUGAGGGUGGAACUGUAUGGUUGCCAUGUGACUUGGGCAGGUUGUAAAGCAAAGGCAGAGAACCUGUACGGCUGUCAAAAUUGCAUGGAAGCCCUUGGCAUGGAGAGCUAUGCAAUUACUGAUUCGCAAAUCGGUGCUUCUUCAGAGUACAAUGGCAUUUACCCUGCAGUUCGAGGCAGACUUCAUCUCAAGACCGUGCCAGGGUGGAGAGGUGACGCUUGGGUGGCUCAUCCGGGAGAUAGCACCCCAUGGCUACAGAUCGAUCUGAUUAAGCAGCGUAUUAAAACUGUCAGGGUAGUGACACAAGGAAGACACGACUCACCCCAAUGGGUGACAAAGUAUUCCUUGUCGCACAGUAACGAUACAAGUCAUUUUUUGUUCUAUAAAGAACAAGGGCAAAGUGCAAACAAGGAAUUCAGUGGAAACACAGACCAGCGCACUGUUGUUUCACAUGACUUGAGCCCAACAAUCACUGCACGUUACAUCCGAUUUCUGGUGCUCACUUGGAAUGCCUGGCCAUCAAUGAGAGUGGAGCUGUACGGUUGUCAUGAUUGUCGUCGCGCUCUUGGAAUGAAAAGUGGUGAAAUUGCUAACGCACAAAUUAGUGCCUCUUCGGAACUCAAUCGUAUUCACGCCGCCAUUCUGGGAAGACUAGAGUCCAGGGUAGUUGGAGACAAGAGGGGUUCUUGGGUAGCCCUCCCGGAAGACCGUAACCCUUGGCUACAGAUUGAUCUGCUGAGGCAGGACACCAGGAUAACACUGAUAGCUACCCAAGGAAGAUAUGACGCCGCUCAAUGGGUCACAAAGUACUCGCUGCUGUACAGCAAUGACACAAGUGACUUUAUAUACUACAAGGAACAGGGGCAACAAAAUGCAAAUAAGCGAUUUGCAGGAAACACCGACAGUCACACGGUUGUAUCACAUUUCCUUGACCCACCUAUCACGGCGCGUUAUAUUCGUUUUCAAGCUCUCGCGUGGUACCAAUGGGCAGCGAUGAGGGUGGAAGUGUAUGGUUGUCAUGGCUACAGAAACCCCGCUAAAAGCAGACUCACCGAGACUGGGGACCAUUACAUCGUCGCUAGGAGACGCUUCGAGUUAGCAAUUCCUGCAACUGAAUGGGACACCUUACACAGCGAAAUAGCUUCCAAGAUACCGAACGAUGAUGCUGGAAAACACUGGAUCUGGCUUCAAAAAAACAAAGAAAAUUACGCUGGUGCAUGUCUGGGCUUCCACGGCCCACUCAUCUGUCUUGACCUGGAUCCAGAUGUCAAACCCAUCCGUGCCCCCAAUCAUUGCGAGCCCAUUUCAAAGCUGGAUGCGAUCAAAGCGGCCCUGGAUGCCAGCGUCACCCGACUUCAAUGCAACCUCAGAAAAAAGGACAUGCUGUACCUAUGGUCAAUAAGGCACCAGCAAGCCUUUGAUUCACCAAAAGUCCUGGCCACCUCUGCAGCAUGCCUGGAAUACUUUGACGUAACUGCGCCAUUGAUCAAUCAAAUGGACGCCUCAGACUAUGGCCAAGGAGCUGCCCUCUUACAACCCAUCAAACCACUCAGUAGCAGCGCCCUUGACGAGUUUUCUCUGCGACCUAUUGCGUACAGCAAAAGGCCUAACCACUACCGAGAAGCGCUAUGCGCAAAUCGAAAAGGAGUGCCUGGCUAUUGUUGA